AUGAAGGUGCACCCAUUACCCAAGAAGAGAAACAACAUAACAAUCCAAUUCUACGAUCAAAGAGAAGACCCUUUACUAUCAUCUUCAGGUCGAUCCCAGAACAAGAAACUUAGGAGGCUACCCCACAUAUUUAGCCGGGUUUUGGAACUCCCCUUCCGGUCAGAUGCUGAUGUGUCUGUUGAGGAAAGUCCUGAUUGCUUCCGAUUUGUGGCCGAAACCGAUAAUAACAUCGGUGAAGUGAGGGCCCACACCGUUGAAAUUUACCCUGGAGUUACAAAAAUUGUGAUUAGGCCAAAUGGGUAUCUAGAAUUAUCUUCUCUUGAUGAUUUGGAGUUGGAUAUGUGGAGGUUCCGGUUGCCGGAAACGACGAGGCCGGAGCUUGCGAGUGCGGUUCUUGCCGACGGAGAGUUGAUUGUGACGGUGCCAAAAGGAGAGGAAGUAGAGGAGGAAGGGAGUGGUAAUAAUAACAAUGGGGAGUUUAGAGGAGGUUUCUUGUUCUGUAAUUCUGUGUCUUGUGUGGUUGUAGAGCAACAGAAAUGGAUUUUAUGUGUUUUCUUUUGGUUUUUGAUUGGUUUAGAUUUGAAUUUAGUAAAUCUUUUGGUAUUCUUGACCUUCAUGCUUGUCCCACAGCUUCUGGAAGUUAGAUUUUUGAGGUAG
Dovyalis caffra is the source of this 657-nucleotide messenger RNA. NCBI's taxonomy places the organism in Eukaryota, Viridiplantae, Streptophyta, Magnoliopsida, Malpighiales, Salicaceae. The record is from the annotation of a GenBank genome assembly.